Molecule: messenger RNA, 2490 nt
Organism: Trifolium pratense (red clover)
Lineage: Eukaryota; Viridiplantae; Streptophyta; Magnoliopsida; Fabales; Fabaceae
Product: cation/H(+) antiporter 15-like
Exons: 3
Coding region: 1-2490 (829 amino acids)
Biological process (GO): regulation of pH; proton transmembrane transport
Cellular component (GO): endomembrane system; membrane
Molecular function (GO): antiporter activity
Source: RefSeq, a predicted model, not a curated record
AUGGAUGAUGCACAAAAACAUAUCAUGCGGUCUCAAGUUUCUGGAUGUUACACAACUGGUGUGUCUAAUGGCAAUGAUAUAUGGCAAAGUGAUAGUGUUCUACCAUUUUUUCUUCCUAGUUUUGCAGCUCAAGUUGCUUUCAUGUUGUUCGCUAAUCGAUUUUUGUACUACUUUCUUAGACCCUUCAAUCAACCUCCUCUUGUUGCUGAGAUUUUGACAGGUUUCUUGUUAAGUCCAGAAAUACUUGGGACAACAAAGUUUUUCUCAGAUUUGGUCCCUCUAAAAAUGGCGAUAACAGGUGAUACGAUAUCAUAUGUUGGACUAGUUUACUAUGUAUUCCUUGCUGGCUUAGACAUGAACUUGGAGACUAUCAUAAGUGCAAGAAAAAAGGCUAUAAGCAUUGCUGUUGCAGGCACUAUAAUUCCAAUGGUAAUAGGGGGUGCAAUAUAUGCUUUAUUUCAAAGCAUGUUAACAGCAAGUCCUGAAUAUUUGUCACAUUACAACGCACCGAAAGCUUAUUUGUUUUGGACAUUAAUCUUUAGUGUCACUGGUUUUCCAAUUGUUACUCAAAUCCUAGCAGAUUUGAAACUUCUCUAUACUGGUUUAGGUAGAGUGGCUUUAACAGCAGCAAUGAUUAAUGACUUCAUCAAUUGGAUUAUGUUUUCUUUGUUGAUUCCUUUUGAACAUGAAGAAAAGGUUAUCUACUCAUUGUUAAGUACAACAGCAUUUAUCUUUGUUUGUUUUGUCGUGAUUCGGCCUUAUCUCGUUGAGUUAAUUGUUCGAAAAACAAAACAGAAUGAAUGGGACAAUUAUCAGUUGUUUUUUGUUGUGAUGGGUGCAUAUGUUUGUGCAACUGUUACUGAUCUUCUUGGAACACAUCCUGUUGUUGGGGCUUUAGUGUAUGGAAUAAUGCUUCCACGCGGUAAAUUUACCAAUAUGUUGAUAGAGAAGACAGAAGAUUUUGGAGCUGUUUAUCUUGCUCCACUCUUCUUUGCUACCUGUGGUAUGAGACUUCAGAUAUUUUCUGUCAUUAAAGAUCAAGGUUUGGUCCUUGUGGUGAUGGUUUUGUUCUUGUCAUUUAUCCCUAAGAUUCUAAGCACUGUCGUAGCAACUCGAUUCUUUGGUAUGCCUGCUCUUGAUGGUGUGGCUAUUGGAUUGCUUAUGAACACAAAAGGCGUCUUACCUCUAAUAAUGCUCAACAUUGCCUGGGAUAAACAGAUUUUGAGUGUGGAGUCCUCCUCAGUUAUGAUGGUAUCUGUUCUUCUAAUGACAGCGGCAGCACCUCUUAUAAUUAAUGCCGUAUACAAACCGAGAAAGCUAUACAAGCUAAACAAGCUAAGGACAGUACAGAAUUUAAAGGUUGAAGCAGAGCUAAGAGUUUUAGCUUGUGUUCACAACCCUCGUCAUGCCACAGGAUUCAUCAACAUUCUCGAAGCUUGUAACGCCAUCCAAAUGUCUUCUUUACGCAUAUUCGCUCUUCAACUAGUUGAAAUAACAGGAACAACAAUAUCCCUUUUAGCAGCACACAUCAACACACAAAGUUGUUCAGAAGCCCUCACAAAAUCAGAAGAAGACUUAGAAAACAUAACACUCACUUUCAAUGAGUAUGAAGAACGAAACGAAAACACUAGGGUUGAAACACUUGCUGCAGUUUCAACCUAUUCAACUAUUCAUCAAGACAUACACACUGUAGCACAGGAAAAGCAAGCAACAAUAAUUCUCCUUCCUUUUCACAAAGACUCAAAUAUUGAAAGUGUCCUAGUAACAACAAACAAAGCGUUUCAAAAUAUAAACCAAAAUGUAAUGAGAGAUGCGCCGUGUUCUGUUGGAAUCUUUGUUGAUCGCGGUCUCGGUUCGUUGUUCAAAGUUAAUUUACGUAUACUCGUGCUUUUCAUUGGUGGUCCUGAUGAUCGCGAAGCAUUAGCAUUGGCAUGGAGGAUGUCGAAGCAUGCAUCAAUUCAACUAUCUGUUGUGAGACUUUAUUUGUUCGGACAAGCUGCAGAAGUUGAUUCAUCACCACAAGAAGAAUCGAGAGGACUAUUAUCUACAGUGUUGGAUUGUGAAAAGCAAAGAGAGCUCGAUGAUGAAUAUGUGAAUACUUUUAGACUCAAAGCCAUGCACAGUAAGGAUUCUACAACUUAUUCAGACAAAGCAGUUCAUUCUCGCGAAGAUAUUACUCAAGUGUUGAAUGAGUUGGACAAAGUUGGAUUUGAUUUGUACAUUCUAGGACAAGGGAAAGGUAGAAAUUCUUCGGUGUUCUCGGAAUUAAUGAAAUGGACUGAUUGUCCUGAACUUGGUGUUAUAGGAGACAUGGUGGCAUCAAAUAAUUUUGGUUCAUGUUCUUCAUUACUUGUUGUACAACAGUAUGGGUUUGGCGGGAUGGUUUUCGAGAAUACCACUCAUUCUCAAAAUCCUGGUCAAGGGACUAAAAAUGAUCAUGAUGAUGAUGAUAGUGAAUCUGGGGAUGUUUUUGUUAGGGUAGAACAAUAG